This is a messenger RNA of Ixodes scapularis (black-legged tick), 669 nucleotides long. RefSeq lists its product as uncharacterized. The transcript has a single exon. The record is from RefSeq and is a predicted model, not a curated record. Bases 1 to 669 code for a protein of 222 amino acids. NCBI's taxonomy places the organism in Eukaryota, Metazoa, Arthropoda, Arachnida, Ixodida, Ixodidae.
AUGGUAACAGUACUGACCACAGGGUACAAGGGAGUCAUCACCUCGCUGUUCUGUAACAUACCGCUGAGCGGAGAGCUUCCCCAGUACGCGUCCUUGAAUGACCUUAAGAAUCUGGGCUUCGCUGCUUGCCUAGUUAACUUUCCAGAAGCAGAGCAGGUGAGGGUUAGUCCUCGGUGGGCCAAGAAACCGAAUUUUGAUUGCUGGGACGGAUCGGGAAUGCUGCGUGUAGGAAAUGGUACGGAAGUCGUGUUCGUGUUCAGGCCUAGCUCCGACCAGGCUGGCAGCCUCAAAGACGAGCUCUUUCGCGUCGGCUUCGUUCGAAUGAACACGCUUCUGUCACCCAUAAUAACGGGACCUCAGAUAAAAUCAAAUUCGGCAUACUACAGGUCCAUGAACAAACUCCUCGGCCGUGCUUUUGUAGCCGGUCUGUUUGAUCGAGCGGAAGAAAUGGCGGAAUUCAAGAGUAGGGUUAGGCGGGAAUUCAAGUACGGCCGUCCCUCGGAGACCGGAGACGCAGCGCUGGGACUGAGUGACCUCCAGCCCUGUUUCGUCAUCUGGGCGAUCGGAGUCGUUCUCAGUUUGCUGACUUCCGCAGUCAGUCACGUGGUCGCCCACUUCCGCCCUUUGCGCCCUCGCAUGACUCGGCACCCUGUUCGCCAGGCGUGGUGA